Messenger RNA from Xenopus laevis (African clawed frog), 1575 nucleotides. RefSeq names its product cAMP responsive element modulator L homeolog (gene crem.L). NCBI's taxonomy places the organism in Eukaryota, Metazoa, Chordata, Amphibia, Anura, Pipidae. The record is from RefSeq and is a predicted model, not a curated record. Gene Ontology annotation, cellular component: transcription regulator complex; nucleus; ATF4-CREB1 transcription factor complex. The coding region runs from base 536 to 823 and encodes 95 amino acids. The transcript is spliced from 3 exons. Gene Ontology annotation, biological process: regulation of transcription by RNA polymerase II; regulation of DNA-templated transcription. Gene Ontology annotation, molecular function: DNA-binding transcription factor activity, RNA polymerase II-specific; DNA binding; RNA polymerase II cis-regulatory region sequence-specific DNA binding.
AUAAACACGGGGUUGCUUUCUGGUUAUUGUCUCCAUGAUGUACAAGUUUGGCACUUAGUGAACGUGAGACUCAGGUGCGGCAGCGGUGGCUCACGGGAGUUAAAGUCCGUCGGUAAAACUUCUGCUUCUACAGUCGGACUAAUCGUAAAUCGUUUCCAGUUGACGUGACGCCUUCCCCUUUAAGUGUCAGUGGAGGGGCGUGGCCGCGCUGCUCCUCCCCUCUCCUGAAAUGGUUCAUUCUUUGGCCGCUAAUUGAGUUAAAGGGACUGACGUCAUGAGAUUUCCUGGAAUCGAGUUACAGCGGGGAAUGGAAACGUUAGACUCCAAACAAGCUGCACAUUGACGUCAGCGCAGCCUCACUGUGUCACUGAGUGUGACUCAUACUCUGCUCCCGCCGGGCUCAGCUGCUGCUGCUGCUCAUUCCCCUCUCAGGCUUCACAGACACUGGUCUUUCCCAGGGAGGCUUCUUCCAUGUGAGCUGCUUGAGCUUCUACUUAGGGACCAUGUGGGGUGAGUAAGGUCAGCCACAGGAGACAUGACUGUGUAUCAGAUCCGCUCCCCGGCUUCUUCUUUACCUCAAGGAGUUGUUGUAGCUGCAAGUACGAACAACCUGCACAAUCCUCAGGUUAUGGCAGAAGAAGUUACCCGGAAAAGAGAGUUACGGCUACUGAAAAACCGGGAAGCUGCCCGGGAGUGCCGCAAAAAGAAAAAGGAAUACGUGAAAUGCCUUGAGAAUCGCGUUGCCGUACUGGAAAACCAAAACAAGACUCUGAUCGAGGAACUGAAGGCCCUCAAAGAUCUCUACUGUCAUAAAACAGAUUGACAUUUCCCUCUGGUUUUGGACUCAUGAGCAUUGAGAUUAAGAGGACAGUGAAGGGGAUUUGACCAUUGGGCUUCAAACAAGUCUGGAGCGUUGUUUCAGAAUGUGAAUCACAAUUUCAUAUUUGAGUUUGAUUGGUGUUUGUUAUCAUUUGCAUGCACCUUUUUGGCAUCUUGGCUUCUACUUUCUCAGGGAAGCAGAGAAGGCAAAGAGUAUGUAAUUUCCCUGCAGGCUGGAUUAGUGAUUCUAGAAGCUCAGAAGAAGACCCUGAGGAAACUUCUAAAAGAUUUGUCUGACCUACAGAUUUGAUAGAUAUAGGGGGAGAAGGAGAAAGGAAAACAAGAUAAAUAAAUGUGUGUUUGUAUAUAAAGCAUCUGUGUGUAUAAGGGCAGAGACACACACUCAGAUUUGGGGAGAUUCAGUCACCCGGCGAUUAUUCGGCUCUUCCUAGGACUGCAUUCCCCUGCCUUGAGUCAACUUCGGGUGACUUCGGAAAACGAAGCGUUCCGAUAGCCAUCCUCCUGGCGAUUUACAUUCUAGCUGGCUGGAAGGCAGUUCGGGGAGAUCAGUCGCCAGAAGAAGAGGAGAUUUGUCGCUGGGCAACUAAUCUCCCAGAAUCUGAGUGCGUCUCUGCUAUAAAGCAUCUGGCACAACACAUAGGGCCGUGGAGUUAAUGCUUUGACUCCAACUCUAACGUCGAUCCACUGUUUUUAACGGAACAGUAACACCAAAAACAAAGUGUAUCAAAGUAAUUA